Messenger RNA from Erigeron canadensis, 993 nucleotides. RefSeq lists its product as uncharacterized. The transcript has 3 exons. NCBI's taxonomy places the organism in Eukaryota, Viridiplantae, Streptophyta, Magnoliopsida, Asterales, Asteraceae. The record is from RefSeq and is a predicted model, not a curated record. The coding region runs from base 1 to 993 and encodes 330 amino acids.
AUGAAGCUAUGGGAGAGAGUGAUCGAUAUGAGGCUUACGAGGGUUACGAAGGUGGCAGAGAACCAAUUCGGAUUUAUGCCAGUGAGGUCGUCGAUGGAGGCGAUUCACAUCACCAGAACCCUUAUGGAGAAGUAUAGGGAAAGACAAAAAGCCCUACACUGUGCCUUUCUAGAUUUGGAAAAGGCAUACGACAGUGUACCACGAGAGCUAAUUUGGAGGACGCUACAAGCGAAAGGACUUACUGGGAAGUACUUUAGUGUUAUCAGGGAUAUGUACGACAGGACAAGGACCGGUGUUCGAACCCCUGUGGGGAACACAGAGCUUUUCUCGAAGGAGCUAAACCGUAGGUUAGAGAAAUGGAGAAGAGCCCUUGAAGACAAUGGUUUGUGUGUGAGCCGAGAGAAGGCAGAAUACCUACGGUGUGACUUUGAUAAGCUGAAACCUAGGAUCAAGGAUACACAAAUCGGGGGGAUAGAUGAAGACGUGACACAUCGGAUCCAAGCAGGGUGGAUGAAGUGGAUAGCAGCUUCUGGAGUCAUGUGCGACAAGAGGAUCCCGCUAAAACUUAAAGGCAAGUUCUACAGAGCGGCUAUUAGACCGGCUAUGUUAUACGGGUCGGAAUGUUGGCCGAUAACGAAAGCCCAAGCGUCCUGGAUGGAGGUGGCUGAGAUGAGGAUGCUAAGGUGGACUUGCGAGAAGAAACUAUCAAAUAGGAUCCCCACAGGAGUUUUUAGAGACGAACUUGAAGUAGGGUCCAUCAUUAACAAGCUAAGGGAAGAACGCUUAAGAUGGUUUGGUCAUGUUAGGAGAAGAGACCAAGCUGCACCACCAAGGAGAGCAGAAUCUAUCCACGUUGACGGCGUAAGAAGAAGGGGAAGGUCAAAGAUGAGGUGGGAGGAGCGACUAGCGAAGGACCUAAAAGAGCUUGGCUUAUCGGAGGACAUGACGUCGGAUAGGACGGCCUGGAGAAUUAGGAUUAGAGUAGUCGAUUAA